Molecule: messenger RNA, 10270 nt
Organism: Lymnaea stagnalis (great pond snail)
Lineage: Eukaryota; Metazoa; Mollusca; Gastropoda; Lymnaeidae
Source: the annotation of a GenBank genome assembly
AUGAAAUCACACGACCCAGACCACGUGGUCAGGCACACGUGGUCCAGGAAAACAGAAUAUGUCCUGUCCAUGGUCGGCUACUGUGUGGGACUGGGCAACGUCUGGAGGUUUCCUUACGUGUGCAUUCGAAAUGGCGGAGGUCAGGUCACUGGCUGUACACUCACUGGCUGUACACUCACUAGUUAUAAACUCACUGGCUGUACACUCACUAGUUAUACACUCACUGGCUGCACACUCACUAGUUAUACACUCACUGGCUGUACACUCACUAGCUGUACACUCACUGGCUAUACACUCACCAGUUAUACACUCACUGGCUGUCAACUCACUACUUAUACACUCACUGGCUGUACACUCACUAGUUAUACACUCACUGGCUGUACAUUCAUUAGUUAUACACUCACUGGCUCUACACUCACUAGUUAUACACUCCCAAGUUAUACACUCACUAGUUAUACACUCACUAGUAAUACACUCACUAGCUAUAUACUCACUAGUUAUACACUCACUAGUUAUACACUCACUAGCUAUACACUCACUAGUUAUACACUCACUAGUUAUACACUCACUAGUUAUACACUCACUAGUUAAACACUCACUAGUUAUACACUCACUAGUUAUACACUCACUAGUUAUACACUCACUAGCUAUACACUCAUUAGCUGUACACUCACUAGUUAUACACUCACUAGUAAUACACUCACUAGUAAUACACUCACUAGCUAUACACUAAAUGGUUAUACGCUCACUAGUUAUACACUCACUAGCUAUACACUCACUAGCCAUACACUCACUAGCUAUACACUCACUAGCUAUACACUCACUAGCCAUACACUCACUAGCUACACUCUUUCAAGAAGAAUGUAGAAGAUCACAUCAUAAUAGCAAAUAUUGACAUCAUUUCAAGGUAGUACACAAAGUAUUUUGUACACAGACACAAUGCACAUCAGUCCAAGCAUUUGCACAGCAUAGUUUAUCUUUGCCUCUUGUAUGUGAAAUGUUCUCUGUGUGACAUGUUCUCUAUGUGAAAUGUUCUCUAUGUGAAAGGUUCUCAUUGUGAAAUGCUCUCUAUGUGAAAUGUUCUCUAUGUGAAAUGUUCUCUAUGUGAAAUGUUCUCCAUUUGAAAUGUUCUCCAUUUGAAAUGUGCUCAUUGUGAAAUGAUCUCUAUGUGAAAUGUUCUCUAUGUGACAUGAUCUCUAUGUGACAUGUUCUCUGUGUGACAUGUUCUCUAUACGACAUGUUCUAUAUGUGACAUGUUCUCUAUGUGACAUGCUCUCUAUGUGACAUGUUCUCUAUGUGACAUGCUCUCUAUGUGACAUGUUCUCUAUGUGUUUCAGGAGCAUUCUUAAUACCGUUUGUCAUCUGCCUGGCCGUGUGUGGUCUGCCACUAUAUUUCAUGGAAGUAGCCAUGGGGCAGUUCAUGUCCAGGGGUGCCUUCCACGUCUGGAAUAUUUGCCCACUCUUUAAAGGUAUCAAACGGCAGGAGAAAAAAAUUGGAAUUUUCCCCUCCCUCCCUCUUGAUCUUGGGAGAGAGGGGAAGAGAAAGAGGGAAUAGAGAGGGGUGAGAUAUAGGGAGAGAGAGGAGCGAAUGAAGAGGGGAUAGAGAGGGAGUGAGUACAUAGGGGAGAAAGAAGGAAAGAGAAAGGCUAUAGACAGUGAAGAGAGAGAGAGUGGUUAGAGAGGGAGCAGAUACAGAGGAGGAAGAGGGGAGAAUGGCACAUGGGUGGAUAGAGUGUGUGCAGGAAGAGAAGAUAAGACAGAUGGACAGAAAUGUAUCUGUCCUCUGUGUUUUAAAAUUUCAAAGUGAGGUUGUUAUCUAUUUAGCCGUAAAUAAUAAGAUAAACUUUCCUCCUUUGAUUGUGCAGUUUGUAUUUAAAGCUAUUAGAGUCUUCUUCUUUAACUUGAUGGCCUUUAUUUUAUUUACCAUCUCACCGAAUCAUUCCGUGAAUAUCUCCUUUUAACUUGAUGUUUAAAUAUAAACAAUUAAUGACUGCAUAAAUAAAUAUGAAGUAUUUUGCACUGAAGAGUAUUUUUCGUUUUGAUGCGUUUGUUGCAAACUUGGCAAUAAUAUUUCAACUUAAAAGUCUGAAUCUCUUCGAAAGCGGCAAGUGUUUGAUUUUUUUCAUAUAGUUUGAUCGUUUCCACAGGUAUAGGCAUUGGCCAGAUUGUUGCCGGUUUUAUAAGUUCGUGGUACUACGUGAUUCCUAUUGCCUGGAUCUCAAUAUACUUGGCCAACUCCUUCAAAUCUCCGUUGCCUUGGACACUGUGUGGACAAGAUUGGAACACCCCACUGUGUGUUCCACAGGGAAGUCGUGUCACCAGAAACGAAUCUGUCAACAUUUCUUUUAACGCAAGUGGUCAGGGCGAUAAGCAGGACUACCAGGCAAUCAAUAUCACUGUUAAUCAUGUGAUUGGAAUCAGACCAGCAAGUGAAGAAUUUUGGAUGUGAGUUUUUUUGUUUUGCCUGUAUCUCAAAUAAUGUUUACACCAGACGUGAUUAAGUGCUGCCACAUUUAUUUUAAAAAAAAAUAUAUUACUUUAAUACAAAAUCGCGGAGAAGCUAAUAAAUCAACUAACAGUUACAUUGACAUUGUAUCCAUCCAUCCAUGUAGGGCUUUGGCCUGCCUCACCACUUCCUUCCACACAGACCUGACUAAUCAUAAGAAUUAUUUGCUUUUCCAUGCUUGGAUUCCCAGCUGCUGUAGAUCUUUUCCCACAUCAUCCAUCCAUCUAGGCCUAGGUCUGCCUUUGAGCCGUUUUACUCUGGGGUUUUGGUGGUACACCCUCUUCACUCCUCUGUCCUUUGGCUUUGGCAUUCUUUCUAAGUAUCACGCCCAGCGUAGCCUACCCUUUUUUUUUUUAUUUCUGCUUUUAGCGUGGCCUCCCCUAUCCACCACAUGGGGAGGCUCUCAAUGGAAGCAAUAUCUCAAUAUCUCCGCAGCGUGCAGGAAAACUGUUAUAUACCUUAUUUAAUUCAAGGGUCUAUACUCUAUUUUGUUAUUAAUUUAAUCAUAGAUUCUCAUGUAUGGAAGUUAUACUUAAAAUUAAUUUGGGUGUUUUUUAUUUUUAUUAAUACUGCGUAACACUUUGCUGUUAUUUUUCAAUAGUUAAAGGAUGUGGUUGAAGAUCACCUAAUUAUCAUUAGUAUCUUUUAAAUUAUUCUUUUAUUUAUUUUUUAAAAAAUUUUUUUUUGGAUUUAGAAAUAAUGUCCUUCAACUCUCUCCUGGAAUUGAGGAUAUGGAUGGUCUCCCUUGGCACACCACUUUGGCCCUAUUAAUAUCUUGUCUGCUGGUGUUCAUAUGCCUCAGCAGAGGAGUCAAGUCUGUAGGAAAGGUAAUACUUAGUUAUCUUUGAGUUGGAUUCCUUAAUCAAUAUCAGGAAGGAACACUCAAUUUUUCUCAAAAUGACAAUUUUUUGUUACUCAAGGUGCCCCACCUUUUUUUUACUCACACACAAACACUUUGAAUUUCCUCAACAAGUAUUGAAUACGGAAAUAGAAUUUGAAUAUAGCUGACUUUUAAUUUUUCUGGUAGGCAUAUAUAGAGAUUUGGGACCCUAAAGAGUCACUCUGAAACAUUUUGAAACUCAAAUCUUAUAAUGCCUCAAGGAAUAUAUUUGCUUAGUGAUUUGUAAUUUUUAUCCAAGCAUGUGAAGAAUCCUACAUGUCCUCAGACUCAUAUUAAAUAUUAGGUGCCGCCACCCUUAAUAUAAGAGCCCUAGAAGCUACCGUUAACAUCUGAUCGGACUCUGACAUUAAUGGUAGCUUCUAGGGCUCUGAUAUCAACGUUAAGUGCCACAGCUAUGUUAACAUAAGCUUCAUUUGAAAUAUAUUUUAAAGAAAUUUUUUCAUUGUUUGAAAGCAGCGGGUAAAAAUAAUAAUACUUUCUAUAAAUCAAGGUUGUCUACGUCACAGCCACUUUGCCAUACAUUCUAAUCACAGUCCUCAUCAUCAAAGGUGCCACUUUACCAGGUGCAGUAGAUGGUGUUUUGUUCUACAUCAGCCCAGACUUCAGGUACCUGGUACCCGGUACUGUUAAUUAUAACUGCAGUCUUUCAUUACCAUUACUUAAGAGUACCGGCACAGGUAGUUAAUGUACACAGGAGGUUAGAACAGGAGGAAGAAUGAUGUGAUAUUACUUCUUGGAGAUAGGAACACAAGUCAGUGUAUUAUAUACAGUCAUUAAAACAUUGAUAAUUUACCGAUGAUAAUUGGUGUGUUCUAUGGAGACAUUCUGCUAACGAAAAUGUUGUAUUGAAAUUAUAAAAAGUUAAGUAAAAAAAUUUUGCAAUCUUGACUUGUCCAGUAAAUUGAUGCAAGUGCAGACGUGGCUGGAAGCAAGUCUACAAGUCUUCUACUCACUGGGACCAAUCUGGGGCGGGCUGGUAACAAUGGCCAGCUACAACAAAUUUAAUAACAAUUGUAUGAGGUAGGGUAUACUUGUUUCUUGCAUCAAAUUUUACUAUCAGUACCGGUAGUUGAAAUUUGAAAAAUAUUUUUAAAAAAAACAACCUGAAAAACUGAAAACAUUCCUUUUUUAUUUUCCAGAGAUUCUAUAAUGUUGACAUUCUUGUGUGAGGGCACCAGUGUGUUUGCUGGAUUUGCUAUCUUCACAGUUCUUGGUCACAUGGCUUAUAAUCUCGAUGUUCCAGUUGCCAAUUUCUCGGAAACAGGUACCGGUAUUUCAAAAAAAACAUAUUGAUUAAUAAGAGGUUUUUAUUUGAAAAAUAAAUAAUUGAAUAAUUUAGACCUGCAAAAAAACAUUUUUUUAUAACUGUAAUAUUUUUGCCAAAUAAAAAAUUAACAGUAUAACAAUAAUAAACAACGUGAUUUCCUGAACCUGAUGUGUUUUUUUUUCAUGUCAUUAAAAGUGUUUGUUUCUAUUGUCAGGGGCAGGAUUAGCCUUUGUUGUCUACCCUGAAGCCAUUGCUUAUCUCCCAGUACCACAAUUGUGGGGUGUGCUGUUUUUCCUCAUGUUGUUUACUGUUGCUUUAGAUUCACAGGUAACUUUUUUGAAGUGAGAUACUGGUAAUGUUACUUCUCUGUUUUUGAUAAAAUGAUAAGUAUAAAUAAAUAUAUGAAAUAACAUAAAUACAUACUGUACAACAAACAAUAAUAAAAUAACGUUUAAUUUUUAAAAAAAUUGGAGUUCUUCAAAUAAUUUAAAUUGAAAAAUGAUUUUGUCAGUCAUUCCUCUGUAAAUUCUAUAAAUCAAUGUACAAAUUCUCAAUACCGGUGCACAUAUUAAAAAUGUAGCGCUAAAAAGCUGGAUGUUAAAAGUUAUAAAAGUGCUUUGAGGUGCUUUAUUUUUUUUCUUAUUUAUGAAUCUAUUUUAGAAUUCAGGAAUUGUAAAAAUAAAAUGUUCACUUUUUUUGCCAGUUUGUUUUUGUAGAAAUAGUUUUGACCAGCAUCUAUGAUAUUUGGCCAAAAUUCGUCACUAAAUACAACAUAGCAGUGAAAUUGGGAUAUUGUUCAUUACAAUUCCUUAUUGGACUACCAUUUGCUGCUAGAGUAAGUAAAUGUACAGAAAACCAUCUUUUAAAUAUAAUAAACGUUAAACUAGCCCCCAGGUAGACUUACAAUUUUUGCCAUAUUUUUUCUGUUUAGAUCAGGGAUCUGCAAACAUUUUUAGUCACUACCCCAAAAUAUUACUGCCGACAACUGUGAUUUGAAAGGAAGAAAAUCAUAGACUUUUUAUUUUCAAAAUGGUUUAUUGAAUCUAUGUAUAUGGAGAAUUCAACUAUAAAUAUAAAAGUACUAAAUUUAUUUUGAUAAAAAUCAAUUAAUAAAAUCCUCACAAUGGGACAAAAAGACACCGAUACCUUUGAACAAAUAAUUCACUUCAAGAUUUGAUAGAAAUGACGUUUCAUUUGUUUACAGUGACGUCAAAAUGUUGGCUUUUUUUAAAUCAGAGAAAAUUUGGAUAUUGUUUUUGGAGUCAAAUAUUGAUUUCUAUUCUUGUUUUAAAAUGUUAAUUUGAGUGAAAACUUGGCAAAGGUUGGUGAAAAAGGCGGAAUCUUUUUGCCUGCCUCCUCUUGAGAAUCAUUGAAAACCUUUGCAUCUCUUGAUGUUUUGAGGAUAAGCAGUGAAAGCAGGAGCAUCACUAGGAUUGUGGGGGUGGGGACCAUAUCCAGGAAAUCCUACCAUGGGGUUGACAACCUGAAAGGGGAAUGACACCAUUGGAAAAUUAAAAUUUGACAGAGCUUAUUUAAAUUUGUUUUAUAACACAACUAAGUUUAAUGCAAGAGCAGAAUGCCACCUGUCACUAGAACAGGCUGUCUUGGAGGAGAUCCAUGGGCCACAGAGCAGGCUGACUUGGAGGAGAUCCAUGGGCCACAGAGCAGGGUGACUUGGAGGAGAUCCAUGGGCCACAGAGCAGGGUGACUUGGAGGAGAUCCAUGGGUCACAGAGCAGGCUGACUUGGAGGAGAUCCAUGGGUCACAGAGCAGGCUGACUUGGAGGAGAUCCAUGGGCCACAGAGAACGGUGACUUGGAGGAGAUCCGUGGGCCACAGAGCAGCAUGACUUGGAGGAGAUCCAUGGGCCACAGAGCAGGGUGACUUGGAGGAGAUCCGUGGGCCACAGAGCAGGCUGACUUGGAGGAGAUCCAUUGGCGAUUAUGGCACCUGUCACUAGAGCAGGCUGACUUGGAGGAGAUCCAUAGGCCACAGAGCAGGGUGAUUUGGACGAGAUCCAUGGACCACAGAGCAGGCUGACUUGGAGGAGAUCCAUGGGCCACAGAGCAGGGUGACUUUGAGGAGAUCCAUGGGCCACAGAGCAGGCUGACUUGGAGGAGAUCCAUGGGUGAUUCAGGCACCUAUCACUAGAGCAGGCUGACUUGGAGGAGAUCCAUGGGUGAUUCAGGAUGGGAUGACACCAUGCCAUGUGAAAACCACACUGAGUGGAAUCAAUUCUUGUGAUGCCUCUGAGCAUAAGAUAAAAUAGUCGCUGGUCUGCUUACUUCAUGUUGCUUGGAGCUCCUGUGCAAAGUGGAGCGCCAUGAAGUUCGAUCCUUUACUUGUUCCUCCCACGUUUCUGGGUUUAUGUUGAACGCUUUCAGUGAGGCUUUUAUGUUGUCUUUAAAACGUGUUUUGUGUCCGCCAGCAGACAGCCUUGACUUCCUUGUUCAAGCUCACCAUAGAAAAUUCUUUUGGGCAGACGGUCAUCUGACAUUCUCACAACAUGUCCCGCACAGCGAAGCAGGGAUUUCAUCAAGAUUGUGAAGAUGCUGGGGGAGACCUGCCCGUGUGAGCACCUCAGUGUCUGGGACCCUGUCCUGCCAUUUAAUGUUGAGGAUUUUUCAAAGCCUUGUUGUAUGAAAGUGGUUCAGCAUUCUUGCAUGGCGUUGGUAGACCGUCCACGUUGUCGCAGGCAUAGGGAAGCGUAGGGAGAGCUGCCGACUGAUAUACUUUCAGUUUAGUUUGAGUGCUGAUACAUCUCCUGGUCCAUACGUUCUUAGUAAAUCUUCCAUAGGUGGCACUGGCUCUGGCAAUACGGAGGUUUACCUCGUCAUGGCUGGUUGUGUUUUUGGGACAGUGUGCUGCCGAGAUGGGAAAAGCCUUUAACCACCUUAAGUCUUUCGCCAUAUACUUGGAUGUUGGGCUCAACAUAAGGGCUUCGAGGAGCUGGUUGGUAUAUGACCUCAGUUUUUUGUGUUAAUGGUGAGCCCGAAGUUUGUACAGGCAUUAAAAAAAUUACAUAAACAAGUUUGCAAUCCCCUGUUUAGAUGCUGGCCUGCACAACAUGCGCACUCAUUUUGCGGCCCGUGAAGCAACAAAAUAUUCUUUAUUUAUAUCAUUUUCUUUAUAGCUUCCCCCCCCCCCAUUUUUCCUUUCAUCAAGAGAUGCAAAGGUUUUCUUUUGGUACGCAAAAGUUGUUCAUAAAGUAUUACAGCCCGCCCUACAUUUUGAGAUGCAAUCCCCUGUUUAAAUGCUGGCCUGCACAACAUGCGCCCUCAUUUUGCGGCCCGUGAAGCAACAAAAUAUUCUUUAUUUAUAUCAUUUUCUUUAUAGCCUCCCCCCCCCCCCCAUUUUUCCUUUCAUCAAGAGAUGCAAAGGUUUUCUUUUGGUACGCAAAAGUUGUUCAUAAAGUAUUACAGCCCGCCCUACAUUUUGAGUUGUGCAGGCCUGGUGUAGUGUGACAAGUCAUAGCAGCAGUAUGUCUUCAGACAGAAUGUAGUUAGAAUGUUACAAUUUCUUUGAAUAAGUCAUACCACCUGACUUUUGACAGGGAGGAAUGUAUUUGUUCCAACUGGUUGACUGGUACAUAGCUGCCUUUGCUGCUGUAGCGGUUGGCCUGCUUGAGUGCAUCAUUGUUGCCUGGAUCUAUGGUUAGUGACAUUUACAAACUUUGUUCAGGGCAUGCAACCGAAUAGUAACUUAACGAAAGCAUUUAUUGCAUCUGAACUUCUCUCUGGAAGGCGCACGGUGCUCGAAUACAAAUUAGAAUCCCUAAGCUUACAAAGGAAACAUAGUUAAUUACCUUGUUUUUUCUGUGCUCCAUAUCAACAUUAAUUUGUAACACUGAGGGCUCCAUAUCAACAUUACUUUGAAACUUUGAGAGCUCCUUAUCAACAUUAAUUUGAAACUUUGAGAGCUCCAUAUCAACAUUAAUUUGAAACUUUGAGAGCUCCAUAUCAACACUAAUUUGUAACUUUGAGAGCUCCAUAUCAACAUUAAUUUGUAACUUUGAGAGCUCCAUAUCAACAUUAAAUUGUAACUUUGAGAGCUCCAUAUCAACACUAAUUUGUAAUAUUGAAGGCUCCAUAUCAACGCUAAUUUGUAACAUUGAGAGCUCCAUAUAAACACUAAUUUGUAACAUUGAGAGCUCCAUAUCAAUACUAAUUUGUAACAUUAAGGGCUCCAUAUCAACACUAAUUUGUAACUUUGAAAGCUCCAUAUCAACACUAAUUCAACUAAUUGUAAUAUUGAGGGCUCCAUAUCAACACUAAUUUGUAACUUUGAGAGCUCCAUAUCAACACUAAUUUGUAACAUUGAAGGCUCCAUAUCAACACUAAUUUGUAACUUUGAGAGCUCCAUAUCAACAGUAAUUCAACUAAUUGUAAUAUCGAGGGCUCCAUAUCAACACUAAUUUGUAACUUUGAGAGCUCCAUAUCAACACUAAUUUGUAACAUUGAAGGCUCCAUAUCAACACUAAUUUGUAACUUUGAGAGCUUCAUAUCAACACUAAUUUGUAACUUUGAGAGCUCCAUAUCAACACUAAUUUUUAACUUUGAGAGCUCCAUAUCGACAUUAAUUUGUAACUUUUGGGGCUCCAUAUCAACACUAAUUUGUAACAAUGAGGGCUCCAUAUCAACACUAAUUUGUAACAAUGAGGGCUCCAUAUCAACACUAAUUUGUAACAAUGAGGGCUCCAUAUCAACAAUAAUUUGUAACAAUGAGGGCUCCAUAUCAACACUAUUUUGUAACUUUUGGGGCUCCAUAUCAACACUAAUUUGUAACUUUGAGAGCUCCAUAUCAACACUAAUUUGUAACAUUGAAGGCUCCAUAUCAACACUAAUUUGUAACUUUGAGAGCUCCAUAUCAACACUAAUUUGUAACAAUGAGGGCUCCAUAUCAACACUAAUUUGUAACAAUGAGGGCUCCAUAUCAACACUAUUUUGUAACAUUGAGGGCUCCAUAUCAACACUAAUUUGUAACAUUGAGGGCUCCAUAUCAACACUAAUUUGUAACAAUGAGGGCUCCAUAUCAACACUAAUUUGUAACUUUUGGGGCUCCAUAUCAACACUAAUUUGUAACAAUGAGGGCUCCAUAAAAAACACUAAUGUGUAACUUUUGGGGCUCCAUAUAAACACUAAUUUGUAACAUUGAGGCAUAUUAAAAAACAUAAUUGAUAUUUAUUUGUGCUAACCUAUCUAGGAGCAGAUAACUUUAUGGAUGAUGUGACGAGAAUGAUGGGGUAUAGGCCUCCUUACAUGUUUAAUAUUUUAUGGAGAUUUAUCACACCAGCUCUGCUCAUAGUAAGUUAUACAGUUAUUGUUUCAGAAAAAAAAAAACAACUUUUAAUCAAUUAAUCCAUGUUGAAAUAGCAACAGCAUAUUUUUAUUUUCUAUCGGUUUUAAUUAUAUUACUGUACUUGUAAGGUUAAGCAAACUUGAAUGUGAAAAUAAAUUUGAAUUUUUUUUUUUUUUAAUGUUUGUACCGUAUUGCAAGAAUUAUUAUGACCUGUGUCGAUGCCAGGUUGUGCUGGUAACAUCACUGGUGAGUUACGAAGCCCCUACCUUUGAAGGUUACAAGUUCACUUCAGCUGGGAU